AUGCCAGCCGGAGCGCCUCUCGCUUCGCGAUGGGCAGACGACACCGAAGCAGUGGCGACGGCCGUGAAACAGGAUAAAAAGCUGACGGGCAAGCGAUUUUCAGGAGAGCCAGCGUCUCGCGAGAGCCACAGUCGAGAGAGCGACAACACUCAGUUUUCGGACUCUGUGGAGGAAGUGAGCGACGACUCGGAUUGGGAGAUUGUGCCUGUGUCGAAGGGGGCGCUGUCAAAGAGCGCUCAGAGACUUUUGCCGGUGACAACUUCUGCCGAGAGUCAUAAGACCACGGCGAAGCCAGAAGGGCGAGAAUCUCGAGAAUCUCAAGAGUCGGGACACAGUCCUAAAGAACGAUCAAAGGACAAACCAACUAAACCUAAGGAGAGCCGCAGGGAGCCCCAAAAGCCGCGCAACUCGCUGCUCUCGCGGAUAGAUCCCCAAUGGAAGGCGCCGCCGUUGCAGAGCCGAUAUGCCGACCCUGGACCGGGAGAGCGUUCCCGCCAGGAUAGAUCGAAACCUCAACGGUUGCGCGCGCGCGAAAAGGACAACCUCACGGCCAAGGCCCCGCGAAGCAAAAAACCUGCUACGGAAGCCGCUUCGCCAGACCCGUCGCUCAUCCAGAAGAAGAACGCUAUGGAGUUCGAGAAGAAGCUCGAGCAGUUCAAGCUGGGGUCCUCUACAGGCGACUGGGCAGACGACUUUGAGUGGUACUGA
Ogataea angusta is the source of this 708-nucleotide messenger RNA. RefSeq lists its product as uncharacterized. The record is from RefSeq and is a predicted model, not a curated record. Lineage: Eukaryota; Fungi; Ascomycota; Pichiomycetes; Pichiales; Pichiaceae. The transcript has a single exon. The coding region runs from base 1 to 708 and encodes 235 amino acids.